This is a messenger RNA of Epinephelus fuscoguttatus (brown-marbled grouper), 3585 nucleotides long. RefSeq names its product anoctamin-9-like. The transcript is spliced from 24 exons. NCBI's taxonomy places the organism in Eukaryota, Metazoa, Chordata, Actinopteri, Perciformes, Serranidae. Bases 360 to 2684 code for a protein of 774 amino acids. Gene Ontology annotation, molecular function: protein dimerization activity; chloride channel activity. Gene Ontology annotation, biological process: chloride transmembrane transport. Gene Ontology annotation, cellular component: plasma membrane. The record is from RefSeq and is a predicted model, not a curated record.
UACAUAAUGUAUUUGCCAUCUUUCACACGGAACGCGAACGCAACAUGGUCCCGUCUCCUCUUGGUGUGUGACGUCAGCGGCUACAGGUGAAAAGGCACACCUUUACCUGAGACUUUACCUGUACGCGCGCGGACAGACACGGUUCAGCAGUGACCUGUCGAUAUGCGGAAGUGAAGCGAGGCUCAGAGUUAUUGAUCAGGUCCAUGUUUAAUGUUUCUUCUUUUGAUUGGUUGGUUUUAAUGAUGUCGGAAUGUUAAUGAGGCCCGGCACAGCUGCGCGAGGGAACAUGUACCAGUAUUUUCCCGUGGGAAGUAUUUCUCUGUGACCGAACUUCACAUCAGCACCGGAACGACUUCAACAUGUUCUUCAAGUCACCCGAGGAAAGCUUUGAGCUGUGGGAAGGACCAAAGGACGGUUACGCCAGUGAGCCUUUACUUCCUUCAGUGUCCAACCAGAGGACAUUUGACUACAUACUGGUGGCCCACAAGGUGGAAGAUGAAAUGGACCAGAAGGCUCAGAGACGAAGAGCCUUUCUCGGGGAGCUAGAGAGGAAAAAUAUCACCGUCACUAAGGUCGACCAUGAUGACAAAGUGUUUUACGGCAUCCGUGCUCCCAAUGAGAUAUUUAAAGACUACCAGUACCUGCUCAAAGUCUCCGACUCCUGCAACUGGUGUGGAAAUGUGAGGGGCUCCGUCACCCAGGCUACCAGAAUCCGAAUCGUCCAUUUCAUCCUUCAUCGGACCUUCAUCGGCACAGGAGAGAACCUGCGGGAGCUGUUGGAGAAGGAUGUGUUUGAAACCACAUUUUGCCUCCAUGAGAGAAAGAUGCAAAAACAGCUGAAGAAGAAAUGGGCUCGAUGGUCGGCUCUGUUUACGGGACAACCAGUCACCGACGUCAAGUGUUACUUUGGAGAGAAGGUGGCUCUGUACUACCUGUGGCUGGGCUGGUACACCAAGCUGCUGGUCCCAGCUGCUGCUCUGGGAGUCGUGGUGUUCCUGUAUGGACUCGCCUUUUUCAACACCAACCCUCUCAUUAAGGAAGUGUGUCAGUCCAGUGUCAUUAUGUGUCCUCGCUGUGACAAUUGUACAGUGUGGAGGCUGUCAGACACCUGCACCUACGCCAAGGUCAGCCACCUGUUUGACAAUGAGGGCACUGUGGCUUUUGCUAUGUUCAUGGCGAUCUGGGCCACUCUGUUCCUGGAGCUGUGGAAGAGACACAGAGCCAGAGCCGUGUCUAAGUGGAAGGUGUAUGACUGGUGUGAGGAGGAGGAGGAACUGAUCAUGGAAAUAGUCAAUGAUCCACACUGUAAACCCAAACAGUUCAGACACUCCUACCUGCGCAGCACUCUAGUCCUCAUUCUGGUAACUGUCAUGCUGAUGAUAAUCAUCGGUCUCACUCAUGCCCUGGUGGUGUUUCGAGUGGUGGCGGCCCCCUCGAUGUCUCAGUGGGACUUUAUCCGUGAUUAUGCCAACACUGUGGCCGUGAUGCUGGGAGCUGUGCUGCACUACAUCACCAUUCAGAUCAUGACCCGGGUGAACAGAUGGGUGUCCCUCAAGCUGUGUAAAAUAGAGAAGACAAACUCUUUCGCUGCCACAGAGAGGAACUUCACCGUCAAGAUGUUCACCUUCCAGUUCUUCACUCUCUUCUCCUCACUCUUCUACGUGGCCUUCUUCCUGGGCAGGAUAAACGGCCAUCCAGGAAACUAUGUUCGCCUCGCUGGAUUCAGACUGGAGGAGUGCCAUCCCAGUGGCUGUUUAACGGACCUCUUCAUCCAGAUGGCUGUUAUCAUGCUGCUCAAACAGACUCUCAACAACAUCUUUGAGUUCACUGUGCCCUGGUUGAAGAGCUGUCUGCGCAGAAACACUGCGAAGAAGCUGCAGAGGAAGUGCGGUAACUGUUACAGGAAGGCCUGCCGUGAUGAAAGCAAGCAGAUUGAACCGUGUGACAUCUGCAAACUUCGGGACUGGCUGAAGAAUUACCACCUGGCCAACACAGACGCCUUCAGUCUGUUCAAUGAGUUCCUGGAGAUGGUGGUCCAGUUCAGUUUCACCACCAUAUUCGUGGCAGCGUUCCCCCUUGCCCCCCUGCUGGCUCUCAUUAACAACAUCUUUGAGAUCCGCCUGGACGCCAUCAAGAUGGUCCGCCUGGAGCGGCGGCUGGUUCCCCGGAAGACCAACGACAUCGGUGUGUGGACGAAGGUGCUGGAGGCCAUCGGCGUGUUAGCAGUGAUUGCUAACGGUCUGGUUAUUGGAAUCUCAUCAGACUUUAUUCCACGCCUCGUCUACCGUUACAGCUACGGCCCCUGUGCUAAUGGAACAACUCACGAACACUGCAUGCAGGGCUACAUCAAUGACACCCUGUCCACGGCUAAUGUGACACACUCAGGAGUUGAUGUCUUUAGCGCAGACCAGAUGAAGAUAGAUGGCCUCAACGUUGCACAGUGCAGCUACAGAGACUACAGGAAUGAGGACUACGCUCUGACCCAUCAGUUCUGGUUGGUCUUGGCCGUGCGCUUUGCCUUCAUCAUCCUGUUUGAGCAUGUUGUGGUGGUGUGUAAGUUCAUAGCGGCCUGGUUCGUCCCUAACAAUCCCAUCCGUGUGAAGAACGAUCGGCUGCACGACAAAAUGGAGCGGCUGAAGGUGGAGCUGCGUGACAUGAAACGCAGCAAAUCAACAGACGUCUGACCGCCCACAGCUGACCUCAGAUCUGCCUCGGCUGGCUCCAGCAUCACAGGGAGAGAUUCUGUUUUUUUAAAUUAAUAUUUGGUGUUGAAACAAGAGACUGGACUGAGACGCUGAUGUUGUGUGAGGUUUAUGUGUCAGGGUGUCAUUGGACUUUAUGUCACCACACAGCCAUCACACUACGUCUAACAACAGCUGACAGUCGUGAUGUUUUUAUAUUAAAAUGUAAGAAAGAUUUAAUUUUUGUCUUUUGAUGUUGAUGUUUUUGAUGAGUUUUCCCCGUAAAGGAACAGUUUGACAGUUUUCUGCUCAGCGUUAGACGAGAACAUCAUCACUGCACACUUUACAUGAUGACCGUGAACUGUCCCUGUACCUGCUCUUUAAUUCCUGAGCACUUAAAUGUGUGUUCAUGCACUUACUUUAUGCAGGUAAUACACAAGUUUGUCUCAUGUCACAGUCCCCUUAACCCACACUGUCCUAAGCUGCCUCAUAGCUCAAUGCAUCCCACAAUGCACCACAGUCUUCUGCUCCACAUCAGUCCAGCUGUUGAUGGUCGGGCACCAUUAAAGUUCAUGUUGGAUUCAGACUGAAUAUUAUUACUUAUGUCCAAACAUUACCAAAACCUUCACAGAUGGUCCUCACUUAAUUUGAAAACUCCUCAUAAUGAGACUGAUCAGAAUAAUAUCACAUAUCUGACACUGUCAACUUACAUAUUUAUCAACAGGGCCUUUUUUCAGUAAUUAAGAAAAAUAUGUUUCUUUCUUAAAACUUUGUCAGACAAAACCCAUAAAAAUAAUAUCACAUCACAUCUUUUAUCCAGUGGACCCAUGUGCUUCUAGAUAACUGUUUUUAUUCUCCUCUCAGCUGCGAAAUUUUAUUUUGCUUUUUUUUUUUUUUUUUUUUU